Messenger RNA from Priapulus caudatus, 1593 nucleotides. RefSeq lists its product as uncharacterized. The transcript is spliced from 2 exons. Bases 239 to 1387 code for a protein of 382 amino acids. Gene Ontology annotation, cellular component: mitochondrion. Lineage: Eukaryota; Metazoa; Priapulida; Priapulimorpha; Priapulimorphida; Priapulidae. The record is from RefSeq and is a predicted model, not a curated record.
AUAAACAAAAAUAACCACAUCAAUCGAGUUGAAUUUGGAGUUCAUCGCCCAUCUUUUCCACAUAAAACUGGAGUACUACGGCGCAUUUUGAACUUUGCACUGUGCAAAGAAUAGCGAGUACGUGGCACGUGAGUAAGGAAACCCAGCGUGUAUUGUAUUGUAAAAGAUAAUGAUAUAUUUUCGUGCAAUAAGUGAAUAACCUAGCACACAAAAAUAAACGGCAAACGGAACUUCCCGCAUGAAAAUGGCAUUUAUCGCCUUGUAUCAUGGUCGUAGCGCGUCGAGUCGCGUACGAUUGUUUAGCAUACCGCCAUAUGUACGAAUUUACCGCAUGUCAAGCGACAACAGGCGAGAAGAUGCUGCGAGUAUCUUGGCGGGUUAUCAGGGACGUGAUCACGAGUUUACAGAACACAGGUCGUCCGUAGUCCAAGUGAAAGCAAGUGAGAUUACAGAGUUCAACAAAAAUGUGAAUGGUAAUGGCAGUGGCAUGCCUUCUUUUGGUAACCCACUACAAGAUACUCAGGGACCGUCCACUGACGUAUGCUCUCAUACCCACGAGGAUACAAUCUGUGAUGCUCACAGUCCUCUUAAUCUCAGUAGCUGCAUGCAGAGCAAUGUUCCUGAACCCUACAAUACUACACCGACCCACCUGAACAUGCCAGGAGGAAUGGCAUCCCAGACCUCCAAGUAUUUCAACAGCAACAGGCACACGGCAACGAACCCGUACAAGAACGGCAAAAAAGAUUUCUCCACCCUUGCGGCAAUGGCUUCCAAACUGCAGGUCAAAAGCUGGCCGCUGAGAGAAAGAAGGUAUUUGACAUCAUCGCCUGGUGACAAAUCCGGAGGAAUUGGCAGCAGUGGAGUGGCAGGAGGAGGUGGAGGAGGACUUAAUCGGGUCAGUCUCCAGGGUGUGCAAGGCAUGGACGAUGACUGUUGCUAUAAGAUCUGGAAGGAGAACUGCAUCAAAUACCAUCUACCAAACUGUGAUGAGCAGAUUCAGGCCGUGCAGUCUGGUCGAAAGACGCUGGAGGAGAUUUUUGAAGAGCAGGAUCGUAUUAUUCGCCAAAUGGAGCUGGAGUACAGCAAGCAAGGAGCAGCCGGUGUCGCAAGUAAGUCGGAAGGGGACGGCAAACAGCUGACAGGCCAGCAGAAGCUACAGCAGGCGGUUAAGGAUUACGGAGCGACUGUGCUUGUGUUUCACGUUACCCAGUGCCUAGCUUGGUUGGGUCUCACAUACCUCGCGAUAUCCAGUGGUCUAGACGUUGUUGGCAUCAUGGCAAAGCUUGCAUUGGCAGAGUCUGUUCUGCAGUCAAAGCUGGUCACCGGUGGCGGUACCUUUGUCAUCGCUUAUGCCAUAUACAAGGUGUGUUAUGCCUGCACGAAGUAGCUAUCACCGUUGCAGCGACACCGUUUAUCCGUGCGAUACCUGAGGCAAGUUGGCUGGCUAAAAGUGCGCGUGAAUGCCACCUCCCGAAGAAGUAAGAGUCUGCUGGGCCUGCAGAGGAAUAUUGAUUUGGCGUUGAAAUAUAUAUGUGCAUGAAACCAUUGUUCGGCGCUUUCAAGGAGGACAAAUAUAUAGACCAUUAUGUAUUG